AGUUUGUUUUCUAUUAAAGAAGAUGAAGAAAUUUUUUGUAAAAGAAUUCUAUGAAAUUAUCUCGGAGCCUAUUAAAAUUAAAAGAAAAACAAUGUAUCACAGUGCAACAUGUUGAAUUACCCGAGGUGAAUGAUGAAUUGUCAGUGACACUACGAAUAAAGCUUAUUAGCUUAAGAGUCAUUAUUCUGAUUGGGCCACUAUUUUUCGUAAAGGUGGUGGUAAUGAGAGAGAAAGACUUGUACGCACGCCUGGACUUUUCUUACGUGCAAAUAAUUCCAAAUUACAUCCCCGUUUCACGGGUAACUGGAAUGAUAAUGUAGGAAUUAAUACAGUUGGGGACGGACUUUUGUCAAACAAAUGGUACCAUAUAACUUACAAACUUUCUGAUCCUGAAAAGAGAAUGGAUAUCUUCAUAAAUGGUGUAUGGACCACCGAAAAUGUUCAAAUGCAUAGAGUUAAAUUCAAUGAUAAGCAAUUGGAUAUUGGGUGGUGUAUGAUUUUUCAUAAUAAUUUUCAUAAAUUAAAAAUUUUUGUAUUAAGUAUUAGUCAUUUUUAUUAA
Rhizophagus irregularis DAOM 181602=DAOM 197198 is the source of this 559-nucleotide messenger RNA. NCBI's taxonomy places the organism in Eukaryota, Fungi, Glomeromycota, Glomeromycetes, Glomerales, Glomeraceae. The record is from RefSeq and is a predicted model, not a curated record.